UCCGUCCCUCAGCGGCCGCCUCAGCCGCCGCUUUCCCGCCCUCCGGCAGCGGCCCCGGCCCGAACCCCCCUCAGAGCCCCGGGACCCCCUCAGAGCCCCGGGACUCUCCCGGGCCGCCCCGGCCGUACCAUGGGCUUCCUGAAGCUCAUCGAGAUCGAGAACUUCAAGUCGUACAAAGGCCGUCAGAUCAUCGGGCCCUUCCGCCGCUUCACCGCCAUCAUCGGCCCCAAUGGCUCCGGUAAAUCCAACCUGAUGGACGCCAUCAGUUUCGUGCUGGGCGAGAAGACGAGCAACCUGCGGGUGAAGACGCUGCGGGACCUGAUCCACGGCGCCCCCGUGGGGAAACCCGCGGCCAGCCGCGCCUUCGUCAGCAUGGUGUACUCGGAGGAGGGCGCCGAGGACCGCACCUUCGCCCGCGUCAUCGUCGGCAGCUCCUCCGAGUACAAGAUCAACAACCGGGUGGUGCAGCUGAGCGAGUACAGCGAGGAGCUGGAGAAGCUGGGCAUCCUCAUCAAGGCCAGGAACUUCCUCGUCUUCCAGGGAGCAGUGGAGUCCAUUGCCAUGAAGAACCCCAAGGAGCGCACGGCCCUGUUUGAGGAGAUCAGCCGCUCGGGGGAACUCGCCCCCGAGUACGACAAGCGCAAGAAGGAGAUGGUCAAGGCCGAGGAGGACACGCAGUUCAAUUAUCACCGCAAGAAAAACAUCGCGGCCGAGCGCAAGGAGGCCAAGCAGGAGAAGGAGGAGGCUGACCGGUACCAGCGGCUCAAGGACGAGGUGGUUCGGGCGCAGGUGCAGCUGCAGCUCUUCAAACUCUUCCACAACGAGGCCGAGAUCGAGAAGCUCAACAAGGAGCUGGGGCUGAAGAACCGCGAGAUCGACAAGGACAAGAAGAGGAUGGACAGGGUGGAGGACGAGCUCAAGGACCGCAAGAAGGAGCUGGGCAAGAUGAUGAGGGAGCAGCAGCAGAUCGAGAAGGAGAUCAAGGAGAAGGACUCGGAGCUGAACCAGAAGCGGCCGCAGUACAUCAAGGCCAAGGAGAACACGUCGCACAAGAUCAAGAAGCUGGAGGCAGCCAGGAAGUCGCUGCAGAACGCCCAGAAGCAGUACAAGAAACGCAAGGCCGACAUGGACGAGCUGGAGAAGGAGAUGCUGAGCGUGGAGAAAUCCAGGCAGGAGUUCGAGGAACGCAUGGAGGAGGAGAGCCAGAGCCAGGGCAGAGACCUGACCCUGGAGGAGAACCAGGUGAAGAAGUACCACCGGCUGAAGGAGGAGGCCAGCAAGCGCGCGGCCACGCUGGCCCAGGAGCUCGAGAAGUUCAACCGCGACCAGAAAGCCGACCAGGACCGGCUGGACCUGGAGGAGAGGAAGAAGGUGGAGACCGAGGCCAAGAUCAAGCAGAAGCUGAGGGAGAUCGAGGAGAACCAGAAGCGCAUCGAGAAGCUCGAGGAGUACAUCGCCACCAGCAAGCAAUCCCUGGAGGAGCAGAAGCGCCUGGAGGGGGAGCUGACCGAGGAGGUGGAGCUGGCCAAGCGCCGCAUCGACGAGAUCAACAAGGAGCUGAACCAGGUGAUGGAGCAGCUCGGGGACGCGCGCAUCGACCGCCAGGAGAGCAGCCGGCAGCAGCGCAAGGCCGAGAUCAUGGACAGCAUCAAACGCCUCUACCCCGGCUCCGUGUACGGGCGCCUCAUUGACCUGUGCCAGCCCACGCAGAAGAAGUACCAGAUCGCCGUGACCAAGGUGCUGGGCAAGAACAUGGACGCCAUCAUCGUGGACUCGGAGAAGACGGGCAGGGAUUGCAUCCAGUACAUCAAGGAGCAGCGCGGGGAGCCCGAGACCUUCCUGCCCCUCGACUACCUCGAGGUGAAACCCACGGACGAGAAGCUGCGGGACGUGGGGGCCAAGCUGGUGAUGGGGGUGGUUUUGCGGCAGCCCCAAAUCAAGCAAGGCGCGCGCUUUUUAACCCAAAUUUUGGGAUUUAUGUAUAACGCCGAGGACGCGAUCAGGAUCGCUGAGGGAGGCCACCAGAGGCACAAGACGGUGGCCCUGGACGGGACGCUGUUCCAGAAGUCCGGGGUGUCCCAUCGUAAGUCCGACCUCAAGGCCAAAGCGCGGCGCUGGGACGAGAAGGCCGUGGACAAACUCAAGGAGAAGAAGGAGCGGCUGACCGAGGAGCUCAAGGAGCAGAUGAAGGCCAAGCGCAAGGAGGCCGAGCUGCGCCAGGUGCAGUCCCAGGCCCACGGGCUCCAAAUGCGCCUCAAAUAUUCCCAAAGUGACCUGGAGCAGACCAAGACCCGGCACCUGGCCCUGAACCUGCAGGAGAAGUCCAAGCUGGAGAGCGAAUUGGCCAAUUUUGGGCCGCGCAUCAACGACAUCAAACGAAUCAUCCAGGGCCGGGAGCGGGAGAUGAAGGACCUCAAGGAGAAAAUGAACCAGGUGGAGGACGAGGUGUUUGAGGAGUUCUGCCGCGAGAUCGGGGUCAGGAACAUUCGGGAGUUCGAGGAGGAGAAGGUCAAGAGGCAGAACGAGAUCGCCAAGAAAAGGCUGGAGUUCGAGAACCAGAAGACGCGCCUGGGCAUCCAGCUGGACUUCGAGCGCAACCAGCUGCGGGAGGACCAGGAGAAGGUGCUGAUGUGGGAGCAGGGCGUGCGCAAGGACGAGGCCGAGAUCGAGAAGCUCAAGAAGGAGGAGCAGCGGCACAUGAAGAUCAUCGACGAGACGAUGGCGCAGCUGCAGGACCUCAAGAACCAACACCUGGCCAAGAAGUCGGAGGUGAACGACAAAAACCACGAGAUGGACGAGAUCCGCAAGAAGCUGGGCGGGGCCAACAAGGAGAUGACCCACCUGCAGAAGGAGGUGACGGCCAUCGAGACCAAGCUGGAGCAGAAGCGCAGCGACCGCCACAACCUCCUGCAGGCCUGCAAGAUGCAGGACAUCCGGCUGCCGCUGGCCAGAGGCUCCAUGGACGACAUCAGCCAGGAGGAGGGUGGUGGCACCGGUGAGGACCCCGGUGGCAGCUCCCAGCGCAGCUCCAGCCUCUACGCCCGCGAGGCUCUGAUUGAGAUCGACUACAGCGACCUGCCCGAGGAGCUCAAGGACGCCCAGGCGGAGGAGGAGAUCCGGCAGGAGAUGGCAGCGCUGCAGCAGCGGCUGACGGAGCAGCAGAGCGUCCUGCAGCGCAUCGCCGCCCCCAACAUGAAGGCCAUGGAGAAACUGGAGAGCGUCCGAGACAAGUUCCAGGAGACCUCCGAUGAGUUCGAGGCCGCCCGUAAACGUGCCAAGAAGGCCAAGCAGGCGUUUGAGCAGAUGAAGAAGGAGCGCUUCGACCGCUUCAACUCCUGCUACGAGGCCGUGGCCACCAACAUCGACGAGAUCUACAAAGCGCUGUCCCGGAACAGCAGCGCCCAGGCGUUCCUGGGCCCCGAGAACCCCGAGGAGCCGUACCUGGACGGGAUCAAUUACAACUGUGUGGCCCCCGGGAAGCGUUUCCGGCCCAUGGACAACCUGUCAGGGGGGGAGAAAACCGUGGCUGCGCUGGCCCUGCUCUUCGCCAUCCACAGUUACAAACCGGCCCCGUUCUUCGUGCUGGACGAGAUCGACGCCGCGCUGGACAACACCAACAUCGGCAAGGUGGCCAAUUACAUCAAGGAGCAGUCGGCUGCCAACUUCCAGGCCAUCGUCAUCUCCCUCAAGGAGGAAUUUUACACCAAGGCCCAGAGCCUGAUCGGCGUCUACCCUGAGCAAGGCGAUUGCGUCAUCAGCAAAGUGCUGACCUUUGACCUCACCAAGUACCCGGACACCAACCCCAACCCCAACGAGCAGUGACCCCCACCCCGAAAUAAUGGGGGGACCCCACCCCCAAAAAUCAUCGUGACCCCCCCAAAAAUAAUGGGGAGACCCCCCCAAAAUCAUCGUUAACCCCCCAAAUCCUGGGGACCCCAAAAUCCUCGGGACCCCCCCCCAAAAAAUACUGGGGACCCCCCCCAAAAAUCAUCGUGACCCCCACCCCAAAAUAAUGGGGGUACCCCCCCCAAAUUCAUCGUGAGUCCCCCAAGUCCUGGGGACCCCAAAAUCCUCGGGACCCCCCCCAAAAUCCUUGGGACCCCCCCCAAUUCAUCAUGAACCCCCCCCAAAAAUACUGGGGGGA
Molecule: messenger RNA, 4144 nt
Organism: Camarhynchus parvulus
Lineage: Eukaryota; Metazoa; Chordata; Aves; Passeriformes; Thraupidae
Gene: SMC1A
Product: structural maintenance of chromosomes 1A
Biological process (GO): sister chromatid cohesion
Cellular component (GO): nucleus; chromosome; cohesin complex
Molecular function (GO): DNA binding; protein binding; ATP hydrolysis activity
Source: RefSeq, a predicted model, not a curated record